Vicia villosa (hairy vetch) is the source of this 315-nucleotide messenger RNA. RefSeq names its product stress-response A/B barrel domain-containing protein UP3-like. The record is from RefSeq and is a predicted model, not a curated record. Lineage: Eukaryota; Viridiplantae; Streptophyta; Magnoliopsida; Fabales; Fabaceae. Bases 1 to 315 code for a protein of 104 amino acids. The transcript has a single exon.
AUGGUUAACGGACUCAGUUCCUUCAUCUCCCUAGAUCAAGUCCUCCAUCUUACCCUAGGCCCUCUCCUACGCAACUACUCCACCACGUUAACGUUCACUCACAUGCUUCACAGUCGGUACAAGUCCAAAGAGGAUCUCGAAGCUUACUCUGCGCAUCCGAGUCACAUUGGUGUCUUUAGAGGAAGCGUUCUCUCGAUUAUUGAUGAUCUAAUGGCGGUGGAUUGGGUGGCGGAGGAUGUUGACGGAGGUGAAUUGGUUUCGAAUCCGGGGUCGGCGAUUCGUGUGACAUUUUUUAAGUUAAAGGAGGGUUGUUAG